CGGGACUUCGAUACUAGAUUGACGAGUGACGAUGUUGACUAUCUUGGUAACCUUCUAGAAUCUCUGGAAGUUAAUAAUUUACCCUUCUUCGUGUGUUUCGAGCGCUACCUAACGCAGGCCCUUUGGGGGCGUAUUUCUGGAAUUCACGAUGUUGAGUAUUUUGGCCAGGACCAUGGCAAAGACAGGUAUGGUGAAAUCCUGUUGCUUGGUUAAGCCUGUGUCUGUGACGCGGAUCACCGGUCGCUACCUGGCUCACCAGGAAGGGCUCCCCCACCUGCCCGUGCCUCCUUUGCAGCAAACGUGCCAACGCUUCAUCAUGGCCAUGGAGCCAAUCGUGGACAAGGAGGAGCUCAGUCACACCAAGGAGCUGAUAGCUGAAUUUCAGAAGCCAGGGGGUGUGGGGGAGAGAUUACAGAAGAGCCUGGAGAGGAGGGCGCAAAAGACUGAGAACUGGCUCUCAGACUGGUGGUUGCAAACAGCCUAUCUAGACUACAGGAUGCCUGUGGUGAUCCACUCAAGCCCUGGGGUGGUUCUGCCACGCAUGGAGUUCAAUGACAGGCAGGGACAGAUGAGAUUUGCUGCCAAACUGAUUGCUGGAGUUCUGGACUUUAAGGCAAUGAUUGACAAUGAGACUGUACCAGUGGAGUACCUGGGAGGGAAACCCCUGUGUAUGCAUCAGUACUACCAGAUCCUGUCCUCCUGUCGCAUCCCUGGCCUGAAGCAAGACACAGUGGUCAACCAUGCCCAAAGCUCCAGACCCCCCACACACAUCACUGUGGUACACAACUUCCAGUUCUUUGUGUUGGACGUGUAUAACAGUGAUGGAACCCCACUGACGGUGGACCAGCUGUACAUGCAGCUGGAGAAGAUCUGGAACUCCUCCCUACAGACUAACAAGGAGCCAAUCGGAAUACUGACUUCACAGCAUCGCAAUACCUGGGGGAAGGCCUACAACAACCUUAUCAAGGAAAAGACAAAUAAGGACUCUGUGCGAGCCAUCCAGAAGAGCAUCUUCACUGUGUGUCUGGACGCUCCCAUGCCACGCGUCUCAGACGAGAUGUACCACAGCCGGGCCGCAGUCCAGAUGAUCCACGGAGGAGGCAGUCGCUGGAAUAGCGGCAACCGCUGGUUUGACAAGACCCUGCAGUUUGUCAUUGGUGAAGAUGGGUCAUGUGGUCUGAUCUAUGAACACGCCCCUGCAGAAGGCCCACCAAUUGUUUCCUUGAUUGACCAUGUGGUUGAGUACACGAAGACAUUUGAGAUGAUACGUUCACCCAUGGUGCCCCUGCCCAUGCCCAAGAAGCUACGCUUUAACAUCACACCCGAAGUCAAGAGAGACAUUGAGAAGGCCAAGCAGAACAUGAACAUAAUGGUGCAUGACCUGGAUGUUAAAGUGAUAGUCUUCUCCCACUUUGGUAAAAACGUCCCUAAAGCCCACAGUAUGAGCCCGGAUGCCUUCAUUCAGAUGGGAUUACAGCUAGCCUACUAUAGGAUGUACCAGCGAUGUUGUGCCACAUAUGAGAGUGCCUCCCUGCGUAUGUUCAAGCUGGGCCGUACAGACACCAUUCGCUCUGCUUCCAUUGAUUCUGCCAACUUUGUGAAGGCCUUUGAUGAACCAGCGACACAAAACACAGAAAAGGUGGCUUUAAUGGAGAAAGCUGUGAAAGCACAUAGGGCAUACACUAACAUGGCCAUCCAUGGCCAGGCCAUUGACAGGCAUCUCCUUGGCCUGAAACUGCAGGCAAUAGAGGACCUGGCCUCCAUGCCAGAGAUUUUCAUGGACACAUCCUAUGCUGUGGCCUUGCACUACAACCUCUCCACUAGCCAGGUGCCAGCCAAAACGGACUGUGUCAUGUGCUUUGGUCCUGUGGUGCCUGAUGGCUAUGGAGUGUGCUACAAUCCCAUGGCCAAUCACAUCAACUUUUCCGUAUCUGCCUUCAACAGCUGCAAUGAAACGAAUGCAGCACGCAUGGCCAAGGCCCUGGAAGAUGCUUUAUUGGAUAUGCGAAGCUUACUGGAGCAGACACCUAAGGCCAAGCUGUGAGAGUAGGCUAGACUAUAGACUAGGCCACGGUUAAAUUAUUUGAGCUGAAACAGGAGUGGCUAAUGCAUGGCUAGGUUUUGGAAACAUUAAAGAAUAUGUGUGUAUUGUGUUUAAUGAUGAACAAUGAGACUGAUUGAUUGAUUGCCUGCCACUCUGUGCCAUGUUCCUUGAUUCAGAUACAAAAGAUACAGAAACAGUGGAAGGCUUUUUGUAGUUACAGUUUUGUACAAAUAUUACAUGUGUUAAUACAUGAACACUUAAAGACUGGUAAUUAUCGUAAUGUUUCUUUGAUGUAAGCAGGAUGGAAUGUGGACAGAGCAUGUGUCAGGUAUAUAUUUACUAUGAUUAACACUGUUCCACAAUAAGCUGGAUGUCCACAUUCAUUUCAGGUUUGUGUGUGUGUGUGUGUGUGUGGGGGGGGGGGGGGGGGGGUAUUUGUUUUUUAUAUUGACUGUAUAGUCAUGGCCAAAAGUAUUGGCAGUGAUAUACAUUUUGUGUUUGCAAAGUUUGCUGCUUCAGUUGUUGUGGUGUUGAUUCACAUUGUCACUCAAUUAUUGUGCAGAGUGAUCAUAAGGAUUUUUAAUAAAAGCCUCAUUGGCCCCCUAAAAAUGAAAUAUAAUUAAAAAAACAACAACAUUUAACUGUUUUUGGGGCCUGGCCAAAUGACUGCUAACAUCAUUUCACUAAUCUUAUCAUCAGCACUUGGGAAAGUAGUUCGUAUCGGAUGUUGCUACUUUGUUCAACAAGUUUUACAGAUGAUUUGCACUCAGUCUCACAUGUCAGUCAUAUUUUUUUAAAUUCUUAUGUGACACAGGUGCUGAACACAAAUGUAGCAAGAGUACAGAUUAUGAAAAUAAAAACAUGAUCGAGCA
Messenger RNA from Osmerus eperlanus (European smelt), 2916 nucleotides. It is a transcript of the gene crata, whose product is annotated as carnitine O-acetyltransferase a. The coding region runs from base 149 to 2044 and encodes 631 amino acids. The record is from RefSeq and is a predicted model, not a curated record. The transcript has 14 exons. Gene Ontology annotation, biological process: carnitine metabolic process, CoA-linked. Gene Ontology annotation, cellular component: peroxisome. Gene Ontology annotation, molecular function: carnitine O-acetyltransferase activity. Lineage: Eukaryota; Metazoa; Chordata; Actinopteri; Osmeriformes; Osmeridae.